Messenger RNA from Parnassius apollo (apollo), 312 nucleotides. The record is from the annotation of a GenBank genome assembly. Lineage: Eukaryota; Metazoa; Arthropoda; Insecta; Lepidoptera; Papilionidae.
AUGAAAAUUAAAUUGGCUUUACCGUCAGAUAUAGAAAAUCCAAAACAAGAACUUGAAGCCCACCAAAUACAAGCAGAUUCAGCUUAUGCAAUAAAAAAGAAAGACAAGGAGGAAUGUACAGAUGCGAAAAGGGGUCCACUGCAAUUAAGGAAGGUCGAUUCAUCUGGAGAAAAGUUUAUAUGGCAUGAUGUGAAAUGGUUCCAGUACAGUGGUGAAAAUGAAUCAGGCACAAUACAAUUUAAAACAAGCAUAGACUCGCCUGAAUUCGAAAAUAUUUCUUUUAGUAGAAGAGGCAAAGCAAACGAACCGUAA